This is a messenger RNA of Lolium rigidum, 3825 nucleotides long. RefSeq names its product rDNA transcriptional regulator pol5-like. Lineage: Eukaryota; Viridiplantae; Streptophyta; Magnoliopsida; Poales; Poaceae. The transcript is spliced from 8 exons. Gene Ontology annotation, molecular function: DNA binding; transcription factor binding. Gene Ontology annotation, cellular component: nucleolus. Gene Ontology annotation, biological process: regulation of DNA-templated transcription. The record is from RefSeq and is a predicted model, not a curated record. The coding region runs from base 1 to 3567 and encodes 1188 amino acids.
AUGAACGUGUUCCGGGACCUGGCGUCGCCCGAGGCCUCGGUGCGGGAGGCCGCGGCGGAGGCGCUGGUGGCGGAGCUCCGCGAGGUGCAGAGCGCGUACGAGGAGAGCAAGCGCGACGAGGACGAGGACGACGAAGCUGCGGAAGGCGACGCUCCUCCGCAGAUGGAGGCUGAGAAGGAGGAUGGGCUGGAUAACUGCGCCCCCGCCGUGCGGUACGCCAUCCGGCGGCUCAUCCGUGGUAUCUCCUCUUCCAGAGAGUUUGCGAGGCAAGGAUUCGCGCUGGGUCUCGCGGCUGUGCUCGAAUCGGUUGAAGCAAUCAGUGUUGAGGCAGUUAUCAAGCUGAUACCUAAUUUGCUGGAGUAUUCGGCUUCGAUGAAAGGACCGGAAGCCAAGGACAAUCUUCUGGGGCGCCUGUUUGGAUUCGGAUCACUCGCGAGGUCUGGGAGGGUUUCAGGACAGUGGGCGCAGGACAAAUCUUCUCCCAUUCUCAAGGAUUUUGUUUCCGAGGUUGUGCAACUUGGAAGUAAGAAACGCUAUCUCACCGAGCCUGCAGCUGCGCUGAUUCUGGAUUUGGCCAGGAAGCUGCCAGAUGAAGCUAUAUUCUCUGAGGUUCUUGAAUCCCCUGGUGUACAAGAUUGGUUUAACAGAGCUGCUAAUGUUGGAGAUCCAGAUGCGCUCUUUCUGGCUUUGAAGUUGCAAGAAAGAACUAAUGUUCAGAGGGAGAUGUUUGGCAAGCUUCUGCCAUAUCCAUUCAGUCCUGACAAUUUUUUCACGCAAGAGCAUCUUCUCUCCGUUGCUGCUUGUUUUAAGGAAUCUGCAUUUUGUCUUCCACGUAUCCAUAGUAUAUGGCAUGUGAUCACAGACAUGCUCAUCCAGGACGAAGCUUCUCAGAAUGAUAAUAACGCAAGUUCUGGUAAAAAGCACAAAAAAAGUAAGAAAAGCAGUUCCUCUGAGGAUUCAAAAAAGAACCUGCGGAAUUUCUGUGAGGUCAUUAUUGAGAGUUCGUUGCUGCUCUCAUCUCAUGACCGGAAGCAUCUGGCAUUUAAUAUUGUUAUUGAUCUCCUUCCAAGACUGUCGCCAUCAUCUAUACAAGUAAUUCUAUCCAGCAAAGUUGUUCUUGGUUUGAUGGAUAUUCUGUCAAAUUCUUCAUCGUGGUUGUACAAUGCUGGACAACAUUUUCUGAAAGAAUUAGUGAGCAUAGUAAGUAAUGAUAAUGAUCGCUGUGUUGCUGUCAUUAUCAACUUGCAGAAGUACAGCUGUGGAAGAUUUGACAGCCUGACAAAAACAAAAACUGUUAAAGGGUUGAUAGCCAAGUUCCACAAUGGUCAAGAUUGUUUGUAUCUUGUGCAGAAUUUGAUGGCACUCUUUGUGGACGAAGGUUCUGUUACAGAUGAACCAUCUGACCAAAGUCAGACAACUGAUGAGAAUUCAGAAGUUGGCUUAAUUGAAGAUAAGGAACUUAUUGGCGAAGGGAAUGCCGACCUUCUGAAGAGCUGGGUGGUGAAUACAAUUCCUUUCGUCUUGAAAAAUUUAAGGCUUAAGCCUGAUGAACACUCAGAUUCUGAAAUGGUCAAGUGUAUUGAAGAGAAGUUUCAAGUGCAGACUGAGAUACUGAAAUUCUUUGCAGUCCAAGGUCUAUUCUCAGCCUCCUUAGGAAAUGAGGUGACAUCAUUUGAGUUGCAAGAGAAGUUCAAAUGGCCAAAGGCAGCUAUAUCAACGUCACUUCGUAACGAGUGCAUUGAAAAACUUCAAUCAUUACUAGAAGAUGCACAAAAGGAUGAGGCUUUAGAUGUUGGUGGAGAUAUUAAGUCUAAUGACUUGGGCUUCUACUUCAUGCGUUUCAUUAACACCGUAUGCAAUAUUCCUUCAGUUUCCCUCUUCAGAACCUUGAGCAGCAAUGAUGAUAAUGCAUUCAAGAAAACACUGGCUACGGAAUCUGCACUUUUCCAAGAGGAAAGAAAAGCCGAGUCUGGAUUGGAUUCAACUAAAAUGCACGUGAUACGUUAUCUUCUUAUUCAGUUGGUGCUGCAACUUCUUCUCCAUCCAGAGGAGUAUUGGGAGGCUGCAAUUGAUGUUAUUAUAUGUUGCAAGAAAACAUUUCCUUCCAUUGCUCAGUGUGACAGUUCCAGUUUGCGAAAGCCUCUUGAGGACAGUGUAGAGGACUCAGAUGAGGAUGGGUCAGAGGAGCCUAAUGAGGAUGGGUCAUUAGAGUUUAUGGAUGUACUUGUGCAGACUUUUCUCUCUCUUCUGCCUCAUGUAUCUGGCCCUGUGUGUUUCACCAUUGAACAGGUUUUCCGUGUGUUCUCGGACGAGAUCACAGAAACAGGACUCCUUGAUAUGUUGAGAGUUGUAAAGAUAGAUAUGAAGGGCUCUCGUCGUCAAACAGAUAGCGAUGAUGAUGAAGAUGACCCUCGUGUUGGUAUCGAAGAUGAUGAUGAUGAUGAAAUGGAAGAUGCAGAUGUCGGGAAUGUUGAUGACGCUACAGAUGAAUUGGAUGAGGAAAUGGAUGAUGAUUCAGCUGAUGAAGUAGAUCAGGAUCAGGAUGGUUCGGAAAAAACAGUUGACAAUAAAGCAAAAGAUGGAGAUGAUACAGAAGCUGCCAAAGGUGGGGAAGAUUCAGAUGAUUCAGAUGGUAUGGACGAUGAUGCUAUGUUCCGUAUUGAUCCUUACAUUGCGAGGAUUUUCAAGGAGCGCAACAACCUUCCUGGUAGUGAAACUCAGCAAUCUCAACUUAUGCGUUUCAAGCUUCGCGUGCUUACUUUACUGGAGAUAUAUCUUCAGAGGAACCCAGGGAAAAACCUGGUCCUGGAGGUGUAUGCUUUCUUAAUGCAAGCUUUUGUGAAAUCACAUAGCUCUGAUGGCAGUGAGCAGUUCAGGCAACGUAUUGGUGGCAUAUUGCAGAAAAGGAUAUUCAAAGCAAAAGAGUGUCCAAAAGGCAGUGAUGUUGAACUUAGUAGGCUUGAAAUUUUGUUACAGAAGGCUCUACAUUUGGCAUCGCGGUCACGGCACAAGGCAGUUGCUUCCGCAGCCCAAAAUGCUACAUUUUGGAUCCUGAAGAUCAUCAAUUCGAAGAGCUGCUCCAAGCAGGAACUCGCAAGCGUGGUUGAGAAGUUCCAUUACAUGCUGACUGACUACUUCAACAACAAGAAAUCACGGCUGCAGAUCUGGUUCGUGAAGGAGGUCGUCCGCAGGAACCCCUGGUUAGGUCGGGAACUAUUCGGCUUUGCUCUGCAGAAGGUCGGGAGCGCGAAAGCUGAGUAUCGUAGAGUUCAAACAUUAGAGUUGGUGGAUUGCAUAUUGAAAUCCUGGGUUGGCGAUGAUGUCUCGAGUGCAUCAAAGGUUCUGAAGAAGAAUCUGGCUCUGCUGUGCGAGUUGAUGCAGGAGAUUCUUACGAAGAUGCCCGAAAACAAGUCUCGUCGCCAGGAAGUGCGGAGAUUUUGCACGCGAGCUUUGCAAACCGUGACGAAGCUCAAUUUGAAGGAGAAGUUUCAGAAGAAACUGAGUUCGGAAGCGUACUCCCUGUGCGAGGCACAACUGGGAGCUGCUUUCGUUCCCUUCAAAGAGUGAUAUAUGUGAAUCCGUUCCUGAAGCUGUUAAACCCGCUAGAAAUGCUUUGAGCUGGACUAAUUUUGCUUGUAAUCUCAGCUCCAUGGUGUAGGUUCAGUUAAGUUAAACCGUAUUUUUUUUGCCUUGACAAUACCAGGAACAGAUAAGAGUAGUUAGCUUGAGUGUACAACGGUUGUAUGAAUGGCUGCGAAUCGUCCAGCGAAUAUAUUUUUUUGCAACGCUUUCUAAUAGCAAUUUGUCUAUUUGUUGCUGUGUCCA